GCCCUAUUUGUUUCUCACUGUUCUUCUUUCAAACUCUCUCUCUCUCUUAGGUUUCUCUCUCUCUUCACCGAACCCAAUCGAAUCAAGGGGGGAGGGGAGGAGGGGUGUUUGUUUCUCGAGAAUCCGAAAAAGAUUUUGAAUCGGCUUCUGUUUUCAACCGCCCUGCUUCGUUUGGGAGGUGCCAUAAUUCUUGUUGAUAUUUUUAAGGCUUCAACAUGCCAAAGGAGAGAAGAGAUCGUUCCAUGUCUCAUGAUAAGUACAGGGCUUCGCCUUUUUCAUGCAGCUCUAGUUGUGCAAGACGAUCACCCAGAAUUCCUUUAGCAACUGAGGAAAGUUUAAAAGAAUGGGAAGAUGCUAGGUGCCCUGUCUGCAUGGAACAUCCUCACAAUGCAGUUCUACUAAUCUGUUCAUCGCAUGAGAAGGGAUGUCGCCCAUAUAUGUGUGACACAAGCUAUCGCCACUCAAACUGCCUUGACCAGUUCCGGAAGUCAUCUGCAGAAACCUCAUCAACAACUCCAGUACAUGAAGACACUCAACAGGAAGACACUCCACCAUCAGCCACACCUUUGUCUCCUACUGAGACUUCAGAAUCAACAGUUACCGAGGUGCAAGAAGAAACAAUCGAGGAAGGGCACCCAACCUUGCAGCCCAGUUCCUGUGAGAAUCAGGAGCAGCCAAAGUUACUGUGCCCCCUUUGCCGUGGACAGAUAAAAGACUGGAUUGUUGUGGAGCCUGCUCGCCGUUUCAUGAAUGGAAAAUCAAGAAGCUGUUCCUGUGAGACAUGUAAUUUCAGUGGAACCUAUACAGAUCUCAGGAAGCAUGCUAGGAUUGAGCACCCCCUUGUGCGCCCAUCGGAGGCUGACCCAGAACGUCAGCGUAAUUGGAGGAGGUUGGAGCGACAGAGGGACCUUGGGGACUUGAUCAGCACACUAUCCUCUUCAUUUGGAGAGGAGAGGGGGGCUGAUGACAACAUUUUGCCCAUUGAUGAAGGAGGUUGGUUGACUGUAUUUUUUCUCAUUCGAGUUUUCCGACCUGGUUCUGGUUCAAGAAGCAGCAGCCGGUCUGGUACCUUAAGAACAAGAACACAAAUGAACAUCAGAAGGAGAUCUACUGGACUUUGGGGGGAGAGUUAUGAAGGUGAAACUGGGUCUUCUUCCAGAGAUGAUGACAAUGACUCUUCUGAUGGUGGCUCAACUUGGAGGCGCCGCUUGAGGCGGAGGACAACCCCAGACGAACAGCCGUGAUUGCAGAACUUUGAGGAAUCCAUCUGAUUGUCUUUGCUUCAAGGUUUCAAGAGUGGACAAAAGGGAAGAAUUGGAGGUGCUUCACUUCCACACAGUGGAUCCUGUUCCAUGCUUUGUGGGACGGUUUUGAUUUGAAGUUGCUGGAAAGUUAUUUAAAGAGUGAUCAAAUUGUAAUUUAUUCAGAAACUUUUAAUUAAAUUAUACUUCUUUCUCUAGCAGCUACUUCCAUCUUGCCUUUGUUGUUGCAGUUAUAUCAAAGUUUCUCUUUGAACAAUCAAGCUUGUAACAAAUUUCCUAAUCGCUGCUUUCAGAUGAGUGAAACUUGGGCUGUUGCUAGUUACCAUUACUCAGCAGUAGCUCAGGUGUUAUUGUCCA
This is a messenger RNA of Quercus robur (English oak), 1619 nucleotides long. RefSeq lists its product as uncharacterized. The coding region runs from base 216 to 1244 and encodes 342 amino acids. The record is from RefSeq and is a predicted model, not a curated record. NCBI's taxonomy places the organism in Eukaryota, Viridiplantae, Streptophyta, Magnoliopsida, Fagales, Fagaceae. The transcript has 3 exons.